Messenger RNA from Geodia barretti, 1125 nucleotides. Lineage: Eukaryota; Metazoa; Porifera; Demospongiae; Tetractinellida; Geodiidae. The record is from the annotation of a GenBank genome assembly.
AUGAGAUUUGCGGCGUUUACUACAGUGGCGGAGUCGGCGGGAGAAGCUACCGAUGCCACGGGAUUGCUGGACAAUCUUCGAAAGCAGACCAUCCUCGCGGAGGAGCUGGGCUUCGAGGCUAUGUGGCUUGGGGAGCAUCACUUCGGGCCUUACGGAGCGGGCGACAUACCUAACCCGAUUCUGCUUGGGGCCGACCUGGCAGCCAGGACGUCACGAAUUCGCAUUGGUCAGAUGGCGAACAUAGCGCCGUGGUGGCAUCCGAUACGGCUGGCAGAGGAUUUAGCCAUUCUGGACAAUAUGAGCGGCGGUCGGGUCGAUGUCGGUUUUGGCAGGGGGAUCUGGCCGUAUGAGGGGCCUCAGUUCCAUCCUAACGCGGACCCGCGCAAAGACAAGGAAAACAGGGAGCUGUUCCGCGAAACGGUGGAGAUCGUGCGGGAAAUCUGGAGGAACGAGUAUUUCUCGUAUAACGGCAGCAACUACUCUUUCCCUGCCGAAGACACGGUUUUCUCGCAUCCUAUGUAUUCGCCGAAUCCGAAGUGGCUAGAUGGCGAGAAAGUGACGAAACUUCGUGUGACGCCGAGGCCAUAUCAAGAGCCGCAUCCCCCAAUUUGGAUGACUGUAUCCACCGACAACUCGGUUACAACGGCGGCUGAACUCGGGCUGAACGCCUGCUAUUGGCAGCCGCCGGCGCUCAGGAUCAGGCAGCGAAUGGAACUUUACGCGGAGAUCAGGUCCAGGCUGGAGGGCAGACAGUUCAGAUUGGGGGAAGGUCAGGCGGUUAUGCGAACCACCUAUAUCGCCUCUUCUAUGGAGGAAGCACGGCGCGAGGCUGAAGAAGCCGUUAUGUCGUCUUUCAUAUUCAACGACCCGUUUCGAGGCAGGCAGGUGUUCACGAAUCCUGAUGAGGUGCUAGACCCUGACGUGAAGCUGGACUGGGAUUUCCUUGAACCUCGCACUCUGUUGGUCGGCUCUCCUGAAAAUGUGAUAGAGAAGAUUGAGGAGCUGCAAGAGGUAUGCAGCCUGGAAUACCUUCUUGUCUCGUUUUCGCACACGGGUCUACCAGUGGGUAAAUCGCUGCAGAACCUGGAGAACUUCGCUACGAAGGUCAUGCCCCACUUUGCAUGA